GCCAGCGACAGCAGUGAGUAAGUAGGCUGCUAGCAGACACAAACCAACAGACGACUUCUCCGUUCUGUUGAGGCUAGCAAGCCAACCAGAAGGACUUGCGAGAAGCAGCAUCGAAGAUGCAGCAUAGUCGGCGCGACAAGAAUGAUGUAUUCGUUGGUAACAUUCCUUUCGGGACUACUGAAGAGCAACUACAUGAGAUCUUUUCGGAAGCUGGCGGCAUUGUGAGCAUCCGUCUGGUAUCGGACUUCGAGACGGGCAAGCCGAAAGGUUUCGCGUUCGUGGAGUACGAAGAUGCCGCUACGGCCCUCAGCGCCAUCAGAAACCUCAAUGGCUACGAUUGCAACGGCAGGCUGCUUCGAGUGAACUUCUCGAACAACAGCUCGUUGGGUGCUGAGCAACAGCGCGGGGAAAAGGCGCCUCAGCAGGAGAGGACGGUGAAAGGAGUGGUGAUGCAGAUGGGGAUUUACGAGGUUUGGGACAUCGUGUCCAACAUGAAGCAGCUUGUGGAGAAGGAGCCCGAUAAGGCGAAACAGAUGUUUGUCAGCCACCCUCAGGUCGCCGAAGCAUUACUCCACAUGCAAGUGCGAUUAGGAAUGUUCAAGGCCGAGGAUGUGCCGUCGUUGUUUGUUAAAGCCGAGGAGGAUGUCACCAAGAAAAAGCCGGGGGCUAUCAUGCUUGGGACCGGUGCGAUCCUGCCUCAACUCGUUCCUCCUCCUGGGCAGUUUCAGCAGCCACCAACUAAUCCAACUUUGGGGUGGGGUCAGGCAGCGCAACACCCAAUCCAGACGCAGCAGGUCAUGACCCUCCGGCCACCACCACCACCACCACCGCAGCAACUACAGCAGCAGCCGCACCAGCAGCAGCAACAACAACAACAGAUGCCAAUGCUACAGCCGCCGCAAUCACAGGGCGGCUGGGGCACGGCCGUCAACCCAAAAGCAGAGAUCAAGCCGCGGGACCCGCGGGGAGGACGGUACAACAGAUAGGAACAUAGCUUGUUUCCGGUGUAUCGCCAGCGGCACGUUCGUACGUUCAUCACAUGUGGUGAUCGUGAAAGAUUAUCUCUGCUUCCCAGCGUUUGCGGCUUCUGUCGCCCGUUCGUUGUAUCCAGAAGCUUCACAGAGUUAACGCCCGCAGCGAAGAAAAUGAAUCGAGAAACCUACGGGCGAAAGUAUUGUAAAAAAAGAAAAGACUGAGAGUUGUUGAGAAGUAUCCGAGUCAGCUGUGGGUCCUGAGUGCGUUCUACAAUACUUGUACUCGUAGUCUGUACUGGUAGCGACGAGAGAUCAAACUGAUACUCAAAUUUGAUGUUUCGGAUCUGUCAACGCACUAGCUACGCCGUCACAUGUUUUAUCGCUGACGCGUCCAGUGCUUCAUGCGGCCGUUGUUUUGGGAUUGGGCACGUCAUCCUAACCAAGGUGCACUUCAAUUGCCUUGCUUUAGACCCUGGCAGUGUACUUCCUCUGCGAGGAAACCAACAGAGAACACAGGUUCAGGUUCAGUCAGUUGUGGGGUCCAAAUGCUCUUUUAAACUGCUGUAUAGAGUAAAAUGGGUAUUAAGGGACACCUAAGCCGCUUCCACGCCAAC
This is a messenger RNA of Ectocarpus sp. CCAP 1310/34, 1588 nucleotides long. The record is from the annotation of a GenBank genome assembly. Lineage: Eukaryota; Phaeophyceae; Ectocarpales; Ectocarpaceae.